This is a messenger RNA of Trachymyrmex septentrionalis, 1539 nucleotides long. RefSeq names its product 15-hydroxyprostaglandin dehydrogenase [NAD(+)]-like. The coding region runs from base 156 to 1160 and encodes 334 amino acids. Gene Ontology annotation, cellular component: cytoplasm. Gene Ontology annotation, molecular function: oxidoreductase activity, acting on the CH-OH group of donors, NAD or NADP as acceptor. NCBI's taxonomy places the organism in Eukaryota, Metazoa, Arthropoda, Insecta, Hymenoptera, Formicidae. The record is from RefSeq and is a predicted model, not a curated record. The transcript is spliced from 7 exons.
AUCGUAUAUAAAUACCAUUCGAAUGGUCUCGAAGUUCAGUCGAAACAUACAUAUUACCAGCACAAGCUCCUGAUUCUUAAACUUUACGCCUAAGAACUUAAACCGGAAAUUAGUUUAUUUCUUCACAUAUCCAAAUAUCCAAAGCAGUUUCAUUCAUGGAGAAUACAGUAGAACCAAGUUUGAGAAUCGUUCGUCGUCGUUCUUCAGCAUCCGAAAGGGCGAAAGAGAUAGAAGCGAUCAAUUGCAUUGUUUCUGGAAAAAAUGUUCUAAUAACUGGCGGUGCAGCAGGAUUGGGCUACGCCUUUCUUAAUCAUUUCUUGAAGCACGGAGCAAAGAAAAUAAUUAUAUUAGAUAUCGAUGCUGAAACUGGCAAACGAAUUGAGCUCGGUGUUGAAAAAUCUUGCGGCGAAAAGAAAGUACACUUUAUACAUACCGACGUAUCUAAUCAUAAACAUGUGACUGAAUAUUAUUUUUGUUUGUACCAAUUUAUAGAAGCUUUUGAAGAAGCAUCAACGCUAUUAGGAAACAUUGACAUCGUGAUAAAUAACGCUGGCGUUUUAGAUGAACGAAGAUGGGAGAAGGAAAUCUCGGUUAACAUUGGAGGCAUGGUCAGCACCGCAAUGCUAGCUGUACAAUAUAUGAGCAGAGAUACGGGCGGUCACGGUGGUAUCUUGGUAAACGUGAGCCAGCAUGUGGAUAUUCGAAACACAGCUCAACUUCCGGUUUACACUGCCACGAAGCACGCCGUCAUCGGUCUAUCGCAGUCUCUAUCGGAUCCUUAUCAUUACGAGAAGACCGGUGUUACCGUGAUAACUUUGUGUCCAGGACUGACGGAGACCGCCUUAACAGUAGAUAGCCCUAAUAAACUUCUUUCCAGAGUCAUGAAGGCAGAUUUCGUUAAAAAUCUUGAACAGUUUCCAAUACAAACACCUUACAUAGUCGCGCAGGGUCUGAUGACGAUAUUGAGGAUCGGUGAGUCUGGCAGUAUUUGGGUUAUCGAGAGUGGCAAAGCGCCUUACGAGGUUUAUGUACCGAAUCCGCGUACUCUGCGUCGUCAUUAUAAGAACAACUUCCCACACGUUGAUACUAAGGUCACGGGAGGUCGCGCGAUAAGAGAAGUCUGCGACAGUACGAGGACAGGUUUGAUGAGCUGCGCCUGAUAAUCGACAAGCGCACGACCAUGAUCUCUCUGUUUAGGGCUGAAAAUCUUCGAUCCACGUCAUCCGGAGACUUUGUAUUAGAAGAUAUUUCAUAUAUAGAUCAGUGUAACCGGAAGUGCAGAAGACGAGAUGCAACUGAAGCGAUACUUCACGGCAAAUUGUAUUCCCGAGAUUCUCCGUAGAUAAUUUUGUAUUAUAAAAUUUCAUGCAUGUUUUCUUUUUCCUCAGCCAUCCAACUAUAUCCGCUGGUUCACGUUUCCGUCAUAAUUUCCUUAAUUACACGCAUACAUGUUCAAUCUUUUUUUUUUUAUUUCUUAUUAAUAACGCCAGAUUGUAUGAAGGUGCCUGUGAUAAAAAAAUUUUAUAAUAAAUAUUUUUU